AGGAGCUGUGGGCGCCGACGGUGCCGGCGGGCGCCCAGGUCCUUGCCACCCCUCCACCCAAGGAGGCGGCUAGCCAGGAACUCACCUCGCCAGCCAGCCCAGGCCAUCCGCCAGCCACAGACAUCAGCUCGCCGUUCCGAGCGGACGCGCCGGUCUUCGUGCCCAAGCAGUCGUCCGCCGAGCCGCCGUCUCCAGCGCACCCGCGGCCCGAGGCCGCAUCCCGUGUCGGCAGCCUGGGCUGCCCGCAGCUGCUUAGCUCGGCCCUGGGCUACGGCAUGCCCGCGACCACGCCGACCGUGAGCAUGUUCGGGGACUUUGCCCAGAACGUGGUGCCGGACUCCCUCAGGCGGGCCGCGGGCCGCCGCCGCUUCACCUAUCGCUCAACGUAUCCGCGUAACCUAUCCGCUUCACCUCAUCGAGCUCGUGGGGCGGGGCAUGAGCUUAACCUGUCGCUUGACGAAUCCCCAUCGCUUACCUGCUCGUUGCGCGAGCAGCAUUCGCUCGGAUUCCCACCGCCUGCGCCUGCAGCUGUCCAGCCAACAGGGGUAGCGGUAACCGCCC
Messenger RNA from Prorocentrum cordatum, 561 nucleotides. The record is from the annotation of a GenBank genome assembly. NCBI's taxonomy places the organism in Eukaryota, Dinophyceae, Prorocentrales, Prorocentraceae.